Molecule: messenger RNA, 3526 nt
Organism: Nycticebus coucang (slow loris)
Lineage: Eukaryota; Metazoa; Chordata; Mammalia; Primates; Lorisidae
Gene: PI4K2B
Product: phosphatidylinositol 4-kinase type 2 beta
Exons: 10
Coding region: 147-1604 (485 amino acids)
Biological process (GO): Golgi organization; phosphatidylinositol phosphate biosynthetic process; endosome organization
Cellular component (GO): plasma membrane; endosome; lysosomal membrane
Molecular function (GO): 1-phosphatidylinositol 4-kinase activity
Source: RefSeq, a predicted model, not a curated record
CGCUGGGCGGGCGGCGAGCGGGCCCGCGAGCUGGUGAGGUGGCGUCGGUCCGGCCCGGUCGCUGCAGUUCUCUGCCAUGCUGAGGCCAGACCCCGGCGCUUGGCCUCUCUGAUCUGGUCUCAGCGUGGAAGGCGCCGAGGGAGCCCAUGGCGGAGCCCUCGGAGUCCGGCCGGCGGGGAGGCGGGAGCGCGGGAGAAGAGGAGGACGAGGAGCGGGAACCGCUGCUGCCGCGGACCGCCUGGGCCCACCCGCGGAAAGGCGCCCCGGGGAGCGCCGUGCGGCUGCUGGAGACUGCCGGGGAGGAUGGCGAGGUCUACCCUGGCGUGGCCGUCGACGAGGAACUGCUGCUCCCGGCCGGGAAGUCUCCCUCCACCGUCUCGCUGAGUCCGUCCUCCAUCCGGGACCGGAGCAGCCACUCGAGUUCAGCAACUACCGGUAUCUCGGAGAUGAAUGCGUUCUUGGAUGACCCCGAAUUUGCUGAUAUUAUAUUGAGAGCAGAGCAAGCAAUAGAAGUUGGAAUUUUUCCAGAAAGAAUCUUCCAAGGUUCAAGUGGAAGUUACUUUGUGAAGGAUCCUAAGAGGAAAAUUAUUGGUGUGUUUAAGCCCAAAUCAGAAGAGCCGUAUGGUCAACUGAAUCCAAAAUGGACCAAAUACGUCCACAAGGUCUGCUGCCCUUGCUGCUUUGGCAGGGGCUGCCUGCUUCCUAACCAGGGGUACCUUUCGGAAGCAGGUGCCUACCUUGUGGAUCAAAAGCUUCAUCUGGGCAUCGUACCGAAAACAAAGGUGGUUUGGCUUGUCAGUGAAACCUUUAACUAUAGUGCAAUUGACCGGGCAAAAUCAAGAGGCAAAAAGUACGCUUUAGAAAAAGUGCCAAAAGUAGGUAGAAAGUUUCACCGCAUAGGACUUCCUCCUAAGAUUGGUUCCUUUCAGUUAUUUGUUGAAGGUUACAAGGAGGCUGAAUAUUGGCUUAGGAAAUUUGAAGCUGACCCUUUGCCUGAGAAUAUUAGAAAACAAUUUCAGUCACAAUUUGAAAGAUUAGUUAUUUUGGAUUACAUCAUCAGAAAUACAGACAGGGGAAAUGAUAAUUGGUUAAUCAGAUACGAAAAGCAGAAAUGUAUAAAGGAAAUUGAUUGUAAGGAAUCAAAAUGUAUUGAUGAUAAGGAAUUGCUUAUUAAAAUAGCUGCAAUUGAUAAUGGUUUAGCGUUUCCUUUUAAACAUCCUGAUGAAUGGAGAACAUAUCCAUUUCACUGGGCUUGGCUUCCUCAAGCAAAAGUUCCUUUUUCUGAAGAAAUAAAAAACUUGAUUCUACCACAUGUUUCUGACAUGAACUUUGUGCAAGAUUUGUGUGAAGAUCUUUAUGAACUUUUUAAGACUGACAAAGGAUUUGACAAAGCCACUUUUGAAAGUCAGAUGUCUGUGAUGAGAGGUCAGAUCCUAAAUCUUACUCAGGCAUUGAAAGAUGGGAAAAGUCCUUUCCAGCUGGUACAAAUGCCUUGUAUAAUCGUGGAACGGAGUCAAGGUGGAGGUCAGGGUCGGAUCGUCCACCUAAGCAGUUCUUUUACCCAGACUGUUCAUUGCAGGAAGCCAUUUUUUUCCUCCUGGUAACAGAUAUAAGAGUAAGAUAAACUGUUGAGAAUUACUGUGACAUUAAAACAUUACGGUAAUGUAAAUCUGCUGUUAAGCGCUCCAGUUGCCAAAACUUCAAAUAAUGUAAGUCUUUAAAGGUUAUAUUUUGAAUGUAGCCAAAAGUUUACAGUUUUUUUUUUUUCCAAAUAUUAAAUUUCUAUUUCAGGGAAGAAGUGAUCUAUCUACUACAUUGUAUUUUUGUAGAAAAUUUGUAUUCUAUGUUGUCGUAGUUUAAAAGGUAAUUUUACACAUGCUGGAAUGACUGUAAUUACCCUGGAAUUCCAAGAAGGAAGAUAAGGUACUUGUUGACCUUGAAUACAGUAACUUUUAAUAUACUUUUUAAACAUUGAGAAGAACGUUCAUAUUAACUCUUCUUACAUUAUGAGAGGCCUUUGAGGGUGAAUCUGAACCUGCUCUUAUAAACUAUGGUAGAAUAGUUAGGUGAUAGAAAAAGCAGGUAAGAAUAAAGAAAGCAAUGUUGCCUUAAUUUUAAAAGCUGCUAUUUUAGAACUUGACUAAAUGCCCCUAAAGUGGCUAUUAUUAGGGACCAGAAAAUUACAUCUCGGUUAAGUAACAGGUGACCAUUCUCUCUUUUGUACUUUAGAUAUUUUUGGGUGAACAAUUUUGUUGCAAUGAGGAGAAAUUCUAAAGACAUUCCCCCCUUAAAAAAAAAAAAAAUCAAACAUUCCAGUGAGACUUGAGGGGAAUAAUAUGAAAUUUAAGUAAAUCUCUAAUAUUUUGCAAUUCCACAAUAACAAUAAAAUUGCCUUUUGUUUUCUUGUGUGGGAUAAGGUACUUGAGAUUAGUACUUCAGAAUAAUGAUCUUGUUCACUUUAAUACUUCAGUUAACAUUAAACUUCACUGACAAGUAAACCAUACCCCAAAUAGUAUAUUGGAUUGCAUUUGGCGGUCCUAGGUUAUAUGUUAAUAAUAAUCAUACUUGAAAUUACAGAUGUUAUUAUAAUUACAGUUAAUUUUAAAUUAUCAGGCCAGUUAAAGGCCAGUGAAGGGGAACAUGACAUAGAUAAGUAUAAAAUCACUUGAUUUGAAUUUAUUUUUGUACUUUAUUUUAAAUAUCAGCAUGUAAGACAUCCUUGGAAUUUGCCGCACUGUGUGAUUUAAAUUGAAAUGAGCCUGACGUGCGGAUGUGAUUGUAGAGAAGCAGAAGCUUUGUUCUGUUCUUCAGGCUCAAAACCAAUAACAUUGCCACUUGGACUAAACUGGGCAAUUUAUGGUCUUGACUUCUUGCUUUUUAAGCUUAUUGUCUUGUGUGGAAGGUAUCUUUGUGGAGAAAUUCUUUCCUGAAGAGGAAAUAGGAUGUAAGGUGGACCUGCAGUGCUCUCCUUGACAUCUUUCUCUCGGUCUUCCUGGACGUGAUGCCUGGGAAUUCUGCUGCCUUAAUGGAAUUCAUUGGAAACCUGUGUGUUCCUACCUCUGCUAACCCUCCAUUGGCUCAAUUUUGAGACAAUGGAAAAUUGACUGGAAGUGCAAAACUCAAACUACUAGCUUUUAGAUAAAUACUAUUAAUUAAAAUGUGCAUUUUGAAGAUGGGUUCAAAAAGAAUAAGUUGCUGUGAUGUGGGUUCUGCUUUUAUUAAACAGUUUUUUCAGUAUUUUGAGAAUUACCAUGUUAAUGUUUAUAAUGAAAAAUUGAGUAGAUUACUACCAUUUUAUAUCGUAAAAUUAAGAUAGUACGAAAAUGUUUUUCAGUGGUCUGACCAUGGCAGAAAAGUAACGUUGAAAUAUUUAACAUGAUUGUAAGUCAGAAUACAUUGGUUGUAUUUUGUGAACUUUCAUGAACUUAAUUCAUAUUUAAAUAUUGUGGGCUUUUUUUCUAAUGGGUAUAUUUAUAGUGUCCAAGGUGAUAGGCUAAAGGUAAUAAAAAUCAUUGUCAUAAAGUUA